AUGCUGGGCUCCGGUCUGACGUGGGCAGAGAUGUUGGAUGCGGCGGGGCCCCUGACGGCCGCCAACGCCAGCUUCCCCAUGCGGGGGUCGGCGCGCAUGCACCUCGCGCUCUGCCCCCGCUGUGCCGGCUGCAGCCACGCGCUCCGAAGGCUGGACGGCAAGGUGAAGUUUGGUGGCGGCGAGGUGGAGCCCGGGCCGGAGGGCAUCUCGCAGGCCUACACCAUGGCUGCCACACAGAUUGGGCAAACUCGUGCAGAUGUCGCCAAGCUGCACUGCGUCCCCCUGGACCGGUCAGGCACCUGGUCGCCCUGGGGCUGCGAUGACGCCUACUCCUCCGGCUCCCCGGGGCAGCUUGUGGCCCUGGGCCAGCUGAGCAAGGCCUGCGCCACGCAGGACAUGCUGCCGCGCGUGUGGACGGAGGAGGUGACCUCCAUCCUGCCUGGCAGCGGCUAUGUGGUGCAGGGGCACAAGGCCGUCAUGACCCCGGUGGCCAGGGGGGUGUCGCUGCUGAGCCUGGUGACUAGCCGCGGCCCCGCGGCCCAGCAGGAGUGGGCCAGGAUCCCCUCGGACCAGGUCAUCAAGGCCGCUACACUGGACCUGCUGACGGGGCAGUGCGACCGCCAUGCAGGCAACGUGUUUGUGGAUGAGCGCGGCCGGCUGGCGCUGAUCGACAACGACCAGAUGCUUGGCGUGUGGUGGCAGGGCACAGGCUGCGCCGCCAGCUCCAUGUUCCUGCCCGGCACCCAGAAGUUUGCCAAGCAUGAACGCGCCGUGGACGACUGGGGACCCGAGGCCCCAGCAACGGAGGGGGCGCCGGGCCCUUACCCGCUCAACCCACUCCUGGCCUUCGAUUACCGCUGCCACCUGGCGCCGGGGCGCCAGGGUCUGGGCACGGACUUCCCGGGGCCCCUGGCCGCGUGCAUGCGCCGGCUGGCGGCGCCGCAGGGCGCUGCCUGGGCCGAGGCGUUGGGGUUCAGCGCUCCGACCGCGCACCAGCUGGCGGCGAGGGCAGGCGACCUGCUCAGGCACGGCUUCGAGUGGGUGCUGGAGCAGAGCAGGCAGGCCAGCAUCCCGCACAUGAGGUACCCGGUGCCGCCACCCUGCUGCGCCGUGGACGCUGGGGGUCGGUGCCAGUAUGUGCAGCGGCGCUGA
Molecule: messenger RNA, 1152 nt
Organism: Auxenochlorella protothecoides
Lineage: Eukaryota; Viridiplantae; Chlorophyta; Trebouxiophyceae; Chlorellales; Chlorellaceae
Exons: 3
Coding region: 1-1152 (383 amino acids)
Source: RefSeq, a predicted model, not a curated record